Messenger RNA from Laetiporus sulphureus 93-53, 201 nucleotides. RefSeq lists its product as uncharacterized. Gene Ontology annotation, molecular function: nucleic acid binding. Lineage: Eukaryota; Fungi; Basidiomycota; Agaricomycetes; Polyporales; Laetiporaceae. The transcript is spliced from 2 exons. The coding region runs from base 1 to 201 and encodes 66 amino acids. The record is from RefSeq and is a predicted model, not a curated record.
AUGACCCCCAAGCACACCAGCAAGAAAGCCAGGAAGUGGCUAGAGGAGCAUGGGUUUGAGACUAUGGUAUGGCCUGCACAGUCUCCAGACCUCAACCCUAUAGAACACCUCUGGCACCAUCUCAAAAGAAAGCUGGCAGCAUAUGAAAAUGCACCUGGAGGAAUUGCAGAACUUUGGGAGAGGUAUGCCAGACAGGGUUAG